Molecule: messenger RNA, 2951 nt
Organism: Entelurus aequoreus (snake pipefish)
Lineage: Eukaryota; Metazoa; Chordata; Actinopteri; Syngnathiformes; Syngnathidae
Product: gastrula zinc finger protein XlCGF57.1-like
Exons: 3
Coding region: 288-1814 (508 amino acids)
Cellular component (GO): nucleus
Source: RefSeq, a predicted model, not a curated record
UGAAAGCACAUUGACAUAGAAGGAAGUGUGCAGGACGCUAAUAAGUCUGUCUUAUUAUUUGUUCUCCAGUUUGAAAUAUUUACGUCGUAUAAAAUACGUCUUUGAUUAUUUAAUUCAGGGUAAAAUCGUCUCGAUGCGCUAGAAGCACUUUGCUGGAUCUCGUGUUUGUUUAUUGUUAGUUAGCUUAGCUCGCUAGUUAGCUUAGCCUGUUAGCUGCUAACAGAAGUUCUCAACACAUCGCUAAGUAGAGAUCAAGUGUGAGAGUAAAGUGUUGUGAUUGUGUGAAAAUGUCUACAUUACACAUGUUGAGAGCGUUGGUGGAUCAGCGACUAACUGCUGCCGUUGAAGAAAUAUUUGUAGUGUUAGAAAGAACGAUAGCAGAAUACGAGGCGGAACUUUCUAGAACAAAAGAGGAGAACUAUCAACUACUGGACGCUGUUUUCAAGAAACAUCAAGUUGUGUUACACAGAACAGACGUCCAGCAGCCCCCUCACAUUAAAUAUGAUGAGGAGGAUCCACAGCCCCCCCACGCGAAAGAGGAAGAGAAGGAAGUGUGGAUCAGUCAGGAGGGAGAGUGUGUUGUAGGGCAGGAGGAGGAUGAUGUCAGCAAGUUUCCACUGACUGUUGUCUCUGUGAAGACUGAAAAGCAUGAAGACAAAGCACCUGAGUCCUCACAGCUUCAUCACAGUCCAAACGUCCAGCGGAUGUCAGCGGGGAGUCAUGAAGAGGAGUGGCACACCAGUGUGGGACAGAAGGAGCUACAGGCCCCCUCCCACUUUAAAGAGGAGCAGCUUCAUGAUGAAGAUGAAGCUCAGUCCUUACAGCUUCAUCACAGUCAAAGUGAGGAGAACAGAGGGGCGGAGCUUGUAAGUCAACACAUCACAGAAGCUGAUGGAGAGCAUUGUGAAGAUAUAAAGUCAGAACCAGACAGCAUCUUUGCUCCACUGUCAGACAUGGACCACAUGAUGUCACACUCUUCUGAUCACAGUGACCACAUCCAAAAACCUUUGGAGAGUAAAAAUGACUCUAAAGGUGAUACGAGACAUCACACUAACAACAAACACUUUGACUGCUCUCAAUGUGGGAAAUCAUUUAGAUACAAGUGUCAUUUAACAGUACACCUGAGAACACAUACUGGAGAGAAACCUGUUACUUGCUCUGUUUGUAAGAAGAGUUUCUCCACAAAACACUACAUGUCCACACACAUGAGAACACACACUGGAGAGAAACCCUUUACUUGCUCUGUUUGUAAGAAGAGUUUCUCCACAAAACAGUACAUGACCACACACAUGACAACACACACUGGAGAGGGACCUCUUUCUUGCUCUGUUUGUAAGAAGAGUUUCUCCACAAAGCAAAGCAUGACCACACACAUGAGAACACACACCGGAGAGAAACCUUUUAAUUGCUCUGUUUGUAAGAAGAGUUUCUCCACAAAACAUGACAUGACGAAACACAUGAGAACACACACAGGUGAGAAACCUUUUUCUUGCUCUGUUUGUAAGAAGAAUUUCUCCAGAAAGCCUAACAUGACCAUACAUAUGAGAAGACACACUGGAGAGAAACCUUUUUGUUGCUCAGCUUGUGCUAAAAGAUUCAACACUAAGAAUGAAAUGAUAGUGCACCUGAGAACACACACAGGUGAGAAACAUUUUACUUGCUCUGUUUGUAAGAAGAGUUUCUCCAGAAAGGAACACAUGACCACACACAUGAGAACACACACUGGAGAGAAACCUUUUACUUGCUCAGCUUGUGCUAAAAGAUUCAACACUAGGAAGGAAAUUAUAUUGCACAUGAGAACACACACAGGUUAAAGACCGUUUAGUUGCACUGCGUGUGUUAGAAGGUUCAGGUUUAAGUAUCAGGUCAGUAGACACAAGUGUGUAACAGUCAUGGAAGCUGCAGGGAUUUAAAAACACUUAAACAGUGAUUGUGCUAAAUGUAGUUUAAAAACACAGCAUGUUUAAAGGCCUACUGAAAGCCACUACUACCGACCACACAGUCUGAUAGUUUAUAUAUCAAUGAUGAAAUCUUAACAUUGCAACACAUGCCAAUACGGCCGGGUUAACUUAUAAAGUGACAUUUUAAAUUUCCAGCUAAACUUCCGAUUGAAAACGUCUAUGUAUGAUGACGUGUGCGCGUGACUUCAAUGGUUGAAGCGGAAGUAUUGGGACACAUUGUAUCCAAUACAAAAAGCUCUGUUUUCAUCGCAAAAUUCCACAGUAUUCUGGACAUCUGUGUUGGUGAAUCUUUUGCAAUUUGUUUAAUGAACAAUGAAGACUGCAAAGAAGAAAGCUGUAGGUGGGAUCGGUGUAUUAGCGGCUGGCUGCAGCAACACAGCCAGUUGAACUUUGAGAUGGAUAGCAGACGCGCUAUCCGAAGCUAGCCGCCGACCGCAUCUGUGAUCGGGUGAAGUCCUUCGUCGCUCCGUCGGUCGCUGGAGCGCAGGUGAGCACGGGUGUUGAUGAGCAGAUGAGGGCUGGCUGGCGUAGGUGGAGCGCUAAUGUUUUUAUCCUAACUCUGUGAGGUCCCGUUGCUAAGUUAGCUUCAAUGGCGUCGUUAGCAACAGCAUUGUUAAGCUUCGCCAGGCUGGAAAGCAUUAACCGUGUAGUUACAGGUCCAGGGUUUAAUAGUAUUGUUGAUCUUCUGUCUAUCCUUCCAGUCAGACAGAAAACAAGCACCUAAAUUCAGCAUCUACACUACUAUGUUCCAAGGGACGACUAAACAAGAGGACCUAGAUUCAGGAUUGCAUCCACAUACACUUAUAGAGAUUAUUGAAACAACAUCAAAGAUUGUUGAACAGGAAAAUAUGGAACUAAAACAUUUAUGCGACAAAGUUCACAAAAAACAGGAUUUGGAAAAUGAUAUAGAUCCAGAUACAAUUUUUUUCUCCCACAUUAGUAAAACAAAUUUUUAUUAUACAGAUGAUCAAUAUAAUAGCAACAUUAAAG